AUGCCAAAGAAGGAAGUAAAAGUUGCUGAAGGAUCAAAGCAAACAGAAACACCAAAAGAGGCUGAGAGCAUCAAAGUACACGCCCAAAAGCCCCAAAAAGAGACCAAGGAUGAGCACUACUCACAAUUCUUGGAAGUCUUUAAGAAGCUGCAAAUUAAUAUUCCUUUUGCUAAGGUUCUAGAGCAAAGGCCUCCCUAUGUUGUACUCAUGAAAGGCUUACUCUUUGAAAAGAAGGCCUUAAAGGAAGAUGAAAUAGUGGUUCUAACUAAGGAGUACAGUACCCUAAUUCAGAGUAAGCUGCCAAGGAAGAUGCCAGAUCCAGGGAGCUUUCAGAUUCCAUGUACUAUUGGGAACAUCACCUUUGACAAAGCCCUGUGUGAUCUUAGCUCAAGUAUCAAUUUAAUGCCAUUGUCUGUAAUGAAGAAGCUGCAAAUCCCAAAGGUACAAGCAACAAGGAUAGCACUGAAGAUGGCGGAUAAAUCUCUGAAACAAGCAUAUGGAAUAGUAGAAAAUAUCUUGGUCAAGGUUGGAAAACUUUUCCUCCUUGCAGAUUUUGUGAUACUUGAUAUGGGAGAGGAUGCAAAUGACUCCAUAAUCCUAGGAAGACCUUUUCUGGCUACUGGUAGAGCUUUAAUUCAUGUAGAGAAAGGUGAACUAGUUCUGAGGAUGCACAACGAUUACUCAAUAUUCAAGGUUUGUAGACCUUCAUUACACUCUGAUGAGAGAGGCACUUGCAUAAGGAGUGAGGUUUCUAAUCCAAGUCUCCAAGGAUCCCUGAUUGAAGCAAGGCAGAGUUCACACUUCAAACCUUCUUUGAUGGGAAUCAAUGUAAUUCUCUCUGACAUCAAACUUAAGUUUGGUGUUAGGAUCUUGUCCCUUGAGCAUGUUGAGCUGAGCCAUGAAAGCAUAGGAAAGAAGCUCAUAGUGAGGGGUGAAGACCUGAGCCCCUAUGACCCUCCUUAG
Molecule: messenger RNA, 963 nt
Organism: Arachis ipaensis
Lineage: Eukaryota; Viridiplantae; Streptophyta; Magnoliopsida; Fabales; Fabaceae
Source: RefSeq, a predicted model, not a curated record